Penicillium egyptiacum is the source of this 603-nucleotide messenger RNA. NCBI's taxonomy places the organism in Eukaryota, Fungi, Ascomycota, Eurotiomycetes, Eurotiales, Aspergillaceae. The record is from the annotation of a GenBank genome assembly.
AUGUUUCUCCUUCUUCUACGAAAGCUAUGGAUCCGAAGACGAAGAUUAGACACCGAGAAGUCAUCCACUUCCUCAACUACGUCCCACGAGCUCAAAUUCCAAGAGAAAGAAGUGCAUCUACCCGAGAUAACAAUGAGCACUGCACCACAGCAUGACGAAACAGACCAGAUUAUCAAUCAAUUAGCCACCCUUGCAGCUACCGUGAGCAACACAUCGAACAACAGCGUCUCAUCAUCGACUGCUGGCCCCAUAUCAGAGCCCCAAUCAGCAGCAUCCAACCCUGAAACAGAACAACCAGAAGAAGAAGAAUCAUUCUACCAUCUUUGCAGUCUGAUAACGGUCUCCUGUUUGCCGCAGCAUUCGCCAAGCCAUACACCAACUCCCUCAGCCUCAACGCUAGGCUCUAAAUCAGGGAAACGCAAAAGUCAAAUCUUUGAUCGGAAGAGAGCCUCAUCAAUUCUAAGUUUACAUCUUGGUGAUCUACCGAGUUUGCCGUUUUCCUCGAAAGGGAAGGUCUCGCGCAAGCCUUGUCCGAGGUAUACUCCUCUCCCUCCGCCAUUUGUGCAGAAGAGGCUCGCUAUUCGGCCUGAGGUACGUUUCUAA